Messenger RNA from Hippoglossus stenolepis (Pacific halibut), 1139 nucleotides. RefSeq names its product metaxin-1. The transcript is spliced from 8 exons. The record is from RefSeq and is a predicted model, not a curated record. Gene Ontology annotation, biological process: mitochondrion organization. Lineage: Eukaryota; Metazoa; Chordata; Actinopteri; Pleuronectiformes; Pleuronectidae. The coding region runs from base 227 to 1078 and encodes 283 amino acids. Gene Ontology annotation, cellular component: SAM complex.
GGGUCAGAGUCGUGUCUGGGCUCAAGAUGGCGGCGCCGGACGAGUUGUUUUGUUGGGAAGGAGACUGGGGGUUACCGUCCGUCAGCAGCGACUGUCUGGUGGUUCUGGUGAGUGUGUCACCGAACUGAACCGAACUGAGCCGAACGGAACCGAACUGAAUGAAACCGAACUGAACCGAACUGAAGCCUACGCUCAGUUCGCAGGAGCUCCCCUCAAACUUAGGAAGAUGUCCAACCCCUGGCGGAGUCCCGGCGGUUCACUUCCUGCUCUGAGGACCAAUCAAAAAGAAAGUCUGUCCAGACCCUCUGAAAUCAUCAUACACCUGAGGAAACAGAAAUUUAACGCAGACUUCGAUCUGUCGGCGAAGGAAGGUGCUGACAGUCUGGCGUUCAUCUCUCUGAUGGAGGAGAAGCUGACGCCUGCUCUGAUUUACACGUUCUGGGUCGAACCAAAGAACUACGUGGAUGUGACUCGCCGCUGGUACGCAGAGCACAUGCCUUUCCCUCUGAACUUCUUCCUGCCCGGACAGAUGCAGCGGCAGCAGUUGGAGAAACUGCGACUGCUGCGAGGAGAAGAGAUCCUGGAGGCCGGAGAGGAGCUGGAGAAGGAGUUGUAUCGUGAUGCUACAGAAUGUAUGAACCUGCUGUCCCAACGACUCGGCUCACACAAGUUCUUCUUCGGAGACUCGCCGUCGUCUCUGGAUGCCUACGUGUUCGGUCACUUGGCGCCGGUCCUGAAAUCCAAACUGCCCAAUGGGAAACUGCAGCAGCAUCUGAAGUCACUGGACAACCUGAGCAGCUUUUGCACCAACAUCCUGCUGCUCUACUUUCCCCGAGAUGACCGAGAGAGCUCCAAUCAGAAGAUGGCGUCUCAGCCCGAAGGUGGAGACUUCGACCACGUCCCCAACAAGCGGAGGAAGCAGUUCCUGUCGGCUCUGGUGGCUCUGGGCGCCAUGCUGAGCUACGCCCUCCUGACCGGCAUGGUGUCCAUCCAACACGUCCAGCAGGAGGCGCUGGAGGAGCCGCCGGACCUGCAGACCAUCGGGUCCCAAGGCCGCGAGGAGGAAGGAGACGGGUGAUGAAGGACGGAGGUUGAGAUCAAGAUGUUUGACAGGAGACAGAUCCUCAUCCUGGACGAAU